Magallana angulata is the source of this 1737-nucleotide messenger RNA. RefSeq names its product methyltransferase-like protein 27. The record is from RefSeq and is a predicted model, not a curated record. Lineage: Eukaryota; Metazoa; Mollusca; Bivalvia; Ostreida; Ostreidae. The transcript has 5 exons. Bases 76 to 639 code for a protein of 187 amino acids.
CACUAAUCUAUACAAUCUGCAUAUAAGGAGCUCUUUUAACCCGCUCCAGUCACAGCUGACUGGUAUACAGACAAAAUGGAAUAUACUAGGGCUUUUGAGAAAAACGCCAAAGUUUUCUCUGGUGGCAUGGAUAAAGUCCAAAUCAUUGAUUUCUAUAAUAUGUGGGAUGACUAUGAAAAGGACCUACAGCAUUACUACAAUGGCCCUGCUUAUGCCGCUGAGGCUAUUGACCGGAGCUUUCCGAGCAACAAGGACAAGGUUCUGAUCCUGGAUGUGGCAGCUGGCACUGGAUUAGUGGGAGAAGAGUUGCUGAAACGAGGUUUUAAAGAAUUACAUGCUUUGGAUCCAAGUGAGAGUAUGCUCAUAAAAGCAAAAAAGAAGAAUGUUUACAAGAAGUUUUUGUGCGAGUUUGUAAACCCUGAGCCAUCUCCAACAAUUGAAAAUGGAGGUAUGAUUGUUGUAGUCAUGCGAGAGGAAUACCUUCACAUCCCCGAAUACAGCGACAGUCUGGAACCCCUCAUGAAACAACUUCAGAACGAGGGACUCUGGAUGUGCAUAGAGAAGUCGGUCGUUCACAAGUACUUCUGCGACAAGCACGGCGUCAUAUUCCGGUACAGGGUACUCCAUCGCCAUUUAUGAGAACCACGUGACAUUGUUAUCUAAUAAAUUACCGAAUUCGUGGAAAUGAGAGAAAACAAAACCAAAGUGCACGUUUGGGGUUUUAACGCAUACAUGAGCUCUGUGAACAAAUGUACUAACCUUCAUCUUUAUAACUUCGAUCUAUAAACUAAGGAUUGGGGUUUUUCAUAAUUCUUUUUAUAGUUUCAUCAUUUUUGAUGGAGUAAUCAUCAGAAAAAAAUAACUACAUAUAUAGGUUUUAGGAAAACGCCACAUGUUAUCAAGCUUUGGUUGGGUUUUAACCAUAUUGAGACUAGCAUGGGAAUGCGGUAACAGCCCAUUACUUUGUCUUCAUGAACAUGCACCUUUUGCUCUAAAUAUUUUAAAGAUGUAAAACUUGAAUAAGGGUUAUCAACAGCAUUAUCACAGAUAUUAAAUUAAUAGUUCAACUGUUAAGAUUGGAUUCAUUUCCGUAUAAUAUCGCUUCAUAUAGACAUUUUGAAUUAUGUAUACAGGGAAUUAUUCGCUCCUGUUUUAUUUUUGGUUCUUUUCGCCCUCGUUGUCAGCGGGCGAAUUUAAGACUGGGCGUUUUCAUAUGUCUCAAACUAUUUUUCUUUAUUUCCAACUUUGUUGGGGCAAAUUCAACAAUGGGUGAAACCGUUUACAAGUGAAAAAGGGAGAAAAUAAUUUGAAGCAAAAAUAACCCUGUAUACAGUAGUAAGAUAUUCCAAAAACUAAGAUCAAUUCUGACUGAUUUUUUUUAUUUAUUUGUGUAUUAAUUUGCUUUCUGUGCAUGGGAUAAGCAGCAUUCACGACCGUAGGUAGACUGCGAGCCCCGGUAGCUUUCACACGUCUUAAAAUUUAGCCCCACCCUCAUCUGAGAUUCACAACCCGGUAAAAUAUUUUGCCUUUAAAGGGACUUGGACACGAUUUUAAAUCAAAAUUUCAUUUUCUUUUUAGCUCACCUGAGCUGAAAGCUCAAAUGAGCUAUUCUUAUCACAUUUUGUCUGUGGUCUGUCUGUCUGUCCGUCUGUCCGUCUGUAAACUUUUCACAUUUUCAACAUCUUCUCAAGAACCACUGGGCCAAUUUCAACCAAACUUGGCACAAAGCAUCCUUAG